UGGUCCCACACACAGUGAGUAGUAAGAAGUCACUCCACUCAGAGGAGCUCAGUGUUAGUGUAGCCAUGGUGAAGUGUACGUCGAUUUUGCUCGUGCUCUUGGCUGCGGCCAUGGGUGUAUGGUCCCAGGGGCACGAACAGCAUGUGGUGUGCUACUUGGGGUCCUGGUCAGUUUACAGGCCAAGUCCUGGGAAGUUCGACAUCGAGAACAUUGAACCCAGACUCUGCACGUCUCUCGUCUACGCUUUUGCUGGACUCGACGAAACCACCUUCACCAUCAAGUCACUGGAUCCAGAGUACGACAUUAACAAGAAGGCUUUCGAAAGGUUUGUAGGCCUAAAGAAGAUUAACCCUAAACUGAAGGUUCUCAUAGCCAUUGGAGGAUGGACGGAGGGUUCAACCAAGUACUCUGCAAUGGCCAGCACAGCUGCUUCCAGAAAGACUUUCAUCAACUCAGCUGUCAACUUUAUUCAAACUCAUGGCUUUGAUGGCCUCGAUCUGGACUGGGAGUACCCUGCCAGCAGGGGUGGUGUGCCUCAGGACAAGGAAAACUUCGUUCUUCUGGUUAAGGAACUUCGUCAAGAAUUCGUGAAGUACGGCUGGAUGUUGACUGCGGCCACAGCAGCUGCCAAAUCCAUCAUCGACAAAGCUUAUGACAUCGAUGACUUGGUGGAGCAUUUGGACUUCAUCCACAUCAUGGCUUAUGAUUACCACGGCAAAUGGGAUGGACAUACCGGCCACAACGCUCCUCUUUACUCACGGGACGAUGAAGCAGAUGAAGAGAAGGCCCUCAACGUGGACUCAACAGUGAAGGCCUACAUGGAUGCUGGUGCUCCACCCCAUAAACUCGUUCUUGGUUUAGGAUUCUACGGAAGGACCUUCCUAUUGGCUGACCCCAGCCAGCCUGGCAUUUCUGCCCCAGCCCAAUCAUCAGCCUUUGCUGGACCUUAUACCAAGGAGGAUGGAUUCCUUGGCUACAAUGAGAUUUGUGAGAAGCAAACAUCCGAAGCUGGACUAUGGAACGUUGUGUGGCAGAAAGCCCACCAGGUUCCCUACAUGUUCCGUGACAACAUGUGGGUCGGCUAUGACGAUCCCGUCUCCAUCAACCUGAAGGUGGCGUACGCCCAGUCUCAUGGCCUCGGAGGCCUCAUGAUCUGGUCCAUCGACACAGACGACUUUACUGGCGUCUGUUCCAAGAACAGGGAGAGGUUCCCACUCCUCAUGGCCAUCAAUAAGGCUCUGGUAGCCCACAAGGAGAAGCGCCCAACUCCUGGAGCACCUGGUGUGGACACCAAACCCGGCAUGCCCGACCAGCCUGGCAUGCCCGACAAGCCUGGCAUGCCCGACAAGCCCGACAUAGAUGAUGAUAAACCCGACGUAGACCUCGAUGUAGAUAACGACCUUGAUGACAGAAGAACCUCUAGUUUCGGUGGUGACCGCAAGAGACCCGAAAAAGGAGGCUCUUCAGCCGUGGUUCCAGCAGCCACGACUCUCUUCGCUCUUCUUCUUGCUUCUUUCCUUGCAAAGUAAGGUUCGAUAACUACGCAAGAGCAUUUACACCGACUCAUCCUCACAAUCCCUACCAGCCCUAGUACCACCACAACUGAGUCGAUGUCCUGUUUCUAAAGAGGCUACGAAUGAAGACAAAUGUGUCCUCGUAUAUAAGCUCCUCGGUAAGGCAGGAGUAUGCGCCGGAAGAGUCCGGCUUAGCUUCACUACUACAACAACAUGGUAACAUAGCCCACCAUAAAACAGCCUCUGUUGGAUUCCAGUUUAAAAAAAACUUUUAUAUUGUAUAUAAAGGGUUAACCAAUUUAGUUUUUUCUAUCUUUUAGCUUUUAGCAAAGCCAUCUGAAUUGACAGCUUUGAUCUUUCAAAACAUUUGCAAGUAACUGCGUCCUGAUGCAAACCAAAUGCAUCUGAUCUUUGUAAAUCAAAGUUCAAACUGCUCAAUACAGUAUUUGAUGGCUGCCUUGAUAAUGUAAACUUGUCUUUCACAAAAUCCGUCCUAGCAUAAUGUUUCCUAGUUACUACUGUACAUCGGUGCAGGAUAGAAUUUUAAGAACUCCAUCCAUUGAAUUCAUGUUAUUGUUUGGGGAAAUAUAAAGAUGUAGAGAAAAAAACUGCGAUUUUGAAACUUGCAUUAUAAUAAGUUCAAGGAGAAUUCUCUCGUUCAAGGUGACAAGAUGUGUAUGGUUCUCUUUGAUCAUCAUAACUUGCCUUGUAUACAUAAGAUAAUGCAUUACUGGAGUAAAGUGAUUGUGAUAAUUUGUUUUUAAGUUCUGAUAUUUAAUUUCCUUCAACUUAUUGCAUUCGUUGAACAUACGCCUGACGCCAAAGAUGAAAAUAUUUAAGGGAUAUGUCUUUAAAGAUGGUAAAGAAUUUAAUAUUACAUUUAAAAACACAAAGAAUCAAACUAGUAAUGAGCUACAAAAUAAAUUAAUAAAUAUAAACUAUUAUUUAUUUGUAUUCUCAAUUUUAAAAUACAGAUUAAAAAUUAGUAAUGAUCCUCAAAUUAAAAGACAGUAAGAUAAAAGUGGGAAUCAUUUUGAAAUUGUAGAACAGACUUAAAGGCAAGAUUAGAAUUGGCUCUCAAAUUUGGAGAUUUAUUUUGCCUGAAGAUAUUUUGGCAAUGUACCUUCUGGUUAACGUGGGUGGUCAGGUCCAUGUUCCUUCAAUAUUCAUAUAAAUUUCGUCUUACUUGGCCAUCUUAAUCUUUCACUGCACUCUCACACAAAUUUUGACUGUGAAAUUAUAGAAAUACUUCUAAAGUCUUUCUACAUCUUCCAGUAUUUUUGUGAAUAUAUUUUAUCUCUUGUAACAAUAUAUAUAUAUAU
Macrobrachium nipponense is the source of this 2836-nucleotide messenger RNA. Its product is annotated as probable chitinase 2. The record is from RefSeq and is a predicted model, not a curated record. Gene Ontology annotation, molecular function: chitinase activity; chitin binding. Gene Ontology annotation, cellular component: extracellular region. NCBI's taxonomy places the organism in Eukaryota, Metazoa, Arthropoda, Malacostraca, Decapoda, Palaemonidae. The transcript has 9 exons. The coding region runs from base 66 to 1529 and encodes 487 amino acids. Gene Ontology annotation, biological process: chitin catabolic process; carbohydrate metabolic process.